CAUUACUGACUUAAUCCCCAUCGUCAAUCAUGAUUAGGCUGGAUGAUAUUUUGGUGCAGAUCGGCGAGUUCGGGCCUUAUCAGAAAAAGGUUUUCGCCAUUGUCUGUAUGAUUGGUUUCACCGCUUCAUGGCAAUCAAUGAUCGUCGUUUUCCUAGCCGCAUCCGUGGACCACUGGUGUGCGGUGCCGCAAUGGGACGAUUUCGACUGCAGCGCCACCGGUCUCAGCGAAGAAACAUGCAUGCUCGCCAUGAAGAACGCAAGCAUCCCUGCCAACUACACGAGCGGCCACCAACUCGUCUUUGAGCAAUGCGUGAAAUACAACGUGUCUGGGGAGGCAUUCAAUCCGGAAAUCGACCCGUUCCACGACCCCGGCUGGCCGACAUCGCAAGUCAUUGAAUGCGACAGCGGAUGGGUGUACGACACAAGUCAAUACAAAUCGUCCAUAAUAACGGAUGUAAGCUACUUCCCUAAUAUAUAAACCCAAACGCGCACAAGUGGCAUACUGAAUGUAUUAAGAGAGGGGAGUAUACUUGUAAGAUUAUUUUUACAGCGGCAUCUUUUCAAUUAUAAAUGAUCUCCCUUAAAAUUAACUUUGCUCAAUAUUUUGUUUCAACAGAAUGUUUGAAGAUUUUUUCCUCUCUAACAUA
Molecule: messenger RNA, 648 nt
Organism: Strongylocentrotus purpuratus (purple sea urchin)
Lineage: Eukaryota; Metazoa; Echinodermata; Echinoidea; Camarodonta; Strongylocentrotidae
Product: solute carrier family 22 member 1-like
Exons: 2
Coding region: 30-479 (149 amino acids)
Source: RefSeq, a predicted model, not a curated record